This is a messenger RNA of Misgurnus anguillicaudatus (oriental weatherfish), 1417 nucleotides long. RefSeq lists its product as uncharacterized. The record is from RefSeq and is a predicted model, not a curated record. Gene Ontology annotation, biological process: cellular response to lipopolysaccharide; negative regulation of T cell proliferation; cell surface receptor signaling pathway. Gene Ontology annotation, cellular component: external side of plasma membrane. Lineage: Eukaryota; Metazoa; Chordata; Actinopteri; Cypriniformes; Cobitidae.
CAAAAGUUAAGUCACGCCCGGUGAUAUGUAGGUCGAUAGGCGGAUAUCAAAUUAAAAAAACCACCCAACUGUUCAUCCUUUCAUUCAUUUCAUCAUUGCAACACUGUCACUUGACGAAGUCGGUUGCGUGUCUUGUGCAAAUCGGAAAUUAAGGUCUAACAUGGAGAACAUGACAUUGAUGUUAGUUUUACUCCUCAUAGAGGGUCUUGCAGUGGGACAAUCUACAGUUGGGCAGUCUACUAAAAGUAGUAAUGUUGGACACGACGUGCUGUUACCUUGCCUCUGUCCUAGCAAUCCUGAUGAACUAGUAUGGCAGAUUGGCGAAAGAGUAGUGAGUGUUUAUUCCCAAAACAAAGAUGCCAUCAACUCCAUAGACAAAAUGUUCAUAAACAGAACGAAGCUGUUCCUGCAUAUGAAUAACACAAACUGCUCCAUGCUGCUCCAUAACGUGUCUUUGGUGGACGCAGGCGUGUACACCUGUCACGCUUUGAACUACGUUCAGGAUAACAUCUCGUCAAGGAAUGCAUUAGAUGUUAAUCUGACAGUGUCUGAAAACAUACGUUUUAACGACUUACAGAAAGGAGAAGAAGACAAGACUAUUGACAAGACUUCUAUUCAUAUUGCCAUUCCUGUACUGAUACUGAUAAUACUACUGGCUGCUGGCCUGAUAUUAUUCCUGCUGCUCAGAAGACGAAGACAAAACCACCAGAAUAUCAUCUAUGUGCCGGCAGAGCCUAUGAUGAAUAUAGUGUGAAGAGAACUUGUUUGAAAGCAUCAUGGAGUGACUUCUGUGUAAUGCAAGGGUUUUUACUGUGAACGGCACACAAACAAACACAGACGGACAUGAGGCUAACCUGAGCUUUAAUGUGUUUGUAUGUAGGCAUUACUGAGUGGUGCGUGCCGAUCAGACUCAUUUCUUGAGACGAUUGCUUUAAGGUGUACUGAUUGCAUUGAUACCUGAAGUGCGUAAAAAACUGUGAAUAAUAUGUAUUGUGUAAACAUCACAGUUUUGUACAUAUAGCAGAUUCUCUCUGUAUGAAUUGUGUCACAUAAAUCCUUAUUCGUUCCUUGAAGAACAGGUAGAACAGGAAGGGAUGUCGACACGUGCUGCUUUGCACUUUUUUCUUAUAGUCUGAGCAUUUAAUGCUGAUUUGACAAAGUGUGAAUUUCAAACAGUUGUUUCAAAUGACUUUUUUAAUAUAUUAACCACAAUCAUUUACUAUGUACGCAUCAUCUUAGCUACUUUAUAUUUACUCUUGUAUGGGUUGUUUUUUCAGUUAUCCUGAUUUUCAUUUAUGUGGAAGGAAUGUAUAGUACUCCCUAUGGGAUUUUUGCUUUUCUGUACUAAAUUUCAUUUACUUUAAAUGAGUUGCGAAAUGCUUUAAGCCCGGAGAGGCAAUAAACUUUUUUGAAUACA